Molecule: messenger RNA, 800 nt
Organism: Plodia interpunctella (Indianmeal moth)
Lineage: Eukaryota; Metazoa; Arthropoda; Insecta; Lepidoptera; Pyralidae
Product: thialysine N-epsilon-acetyltransferase-like
Exons: 4
Coding region: 85-612 (175 amino acids)
Molecular function (GO): N-acetyltransferase activity
Source: RefSeq, a predicted model, not a curated record
AUUAUAUUGUCUUCUUGAAUCUCCUCGUGAGAGCACAUUGUGAGUAGAAAUUAGGUUAGAUAAUUACAAAGUGGUGUUGAAGUGAUGGCGUCAAGCGGAGCUGAGGCGGGCAGAGAAGCGAAGGUGCACGUGCGUCCGGCGCGCCCCGAGGAUAUGGCCCGUGUGCAUUCCUUGAUACACGAACUUGCGGCUUACGAGAACGUUCCAGAUGGACCCAAACUCUCAGUCCAAGAUCUGAUCACAGACGGGUUCGAGUGUUCGUCGCCGUGGUUCUCCGUUCUGAUCGCGGAGUCAGCGGGCGAGGUGGUGGGCUACCUGAUGUGGAACCGGGCGUACUCCAGCUGGACGCGGCGCGCGCUAUAUGUGGAGGACCUGUAUGUGCUGCCGGCGGCGCGGCGUGCCGGCGUCGGCAUGCGGCUGAUGCGGGCGCUCUGUGAGCUGGGGCUGGCGGCAGGCGUGCACCGGAUCGACUGGCACGUGCUGGAGCAGAACGCGAGCGCGCGCCGCUUCUACGACAAGCUGGGCGCGCGCGACCUGCGCGUCACCGAGGGCCGGCUCAUGCUGCGCCUCGACAGACAUCGCAUCGAGGCCGUCGCUCAACAGCAGCUGUAAGCAUUUCACAUUCUACUGAAGCAUUUCAAUUUUCUUAUUAAGCGAAUAUACCAAUAUAAGUAUAAUUGGGUUUAAUUAAUGCUUUGCUUACCCCCAUUAUUUUGGUAUAUAGGUAAUUCACUAUUGUCCGUAGCAAUAGACUGUUGUUAUAGCAAUAGAAUGUUAUGUUUAUUAAAUAAUGAAAGAAA